Molecule: messenger RNA, 2952 nt
Organism: Penaeus monodon (black tiger shrimp)
Lineage: Eukaryota; Metazoa; Arthropoda; Malacostraca; Decapoda; Penaeidae
Gene: CSN4
Product: COP9 signalosome complex subunit 4-like
Cellular component (GO): cytosol; COP9 signalosome
Source: RefSeq, a predicted model, not a curated record
GUGCAAAUUCGUCAGCAGCUGCAGGCUUUGGUUUCGUCGGGAGGGUCACACAAAGACCAUGACAAGUAUAGGGCUGUGCUGGACAACAUUCUCAAAGUUGGUAAUGAAAAUGAUAUGGCAGAAGGCCUUCAAGCAUUCAUUGAAGCAAUUGUGAAAGAGACAGUAAGCUUAGUAAUAUCAAGACAGCUGCUCUCAGAUGUGUCUACACACCUUACCUCAAUGGCAGACCAUGUUGCCAAGACUGUCGCACAUUUUACACUUGAUAAAGUACAACCUCGAGUCAUAAGUUUUGAGGAGCAAGUAGCCAGUAUCAGGCAGCACUUGGCAGACAUUUAUGAACGUGAAAGCUCAUGGAGGGAUGCUGCUGCUGUUCUUACUGGUAUUCCACUGGAAACCGGGCAAAAACAGUAUAGUGUCGAUUAUAAACUUGAGACAUACCUCAAGAUUGCUCGUUUAUAUCUCGAAGAUGAUGACCCAGUACAAGGAGAAGCUUACAUUAAUCGUGCUAGUAUUUUGCAGGCAGAGUCAAAGAGUGAGCAACUACAAAUUUAUUACAAAGUUUGUUAUGCACGUGUGUUGGAUUAUCGUCGCAAAUUCAUAGAAGCUGCCCAGCGUUACAAUGAACUGUCAUAUAGGCCAAUUAUUCAUGAGGAUGAACGUAUGGAGGCUCUCAAAAAGGCUUUAAUAUGCACUGUGCUGGCAUCAGCAGGGCAGCAGCGUUCAAGAAUGCUGGGCACACUUUUCAAGGAUGAGAGAUGCCAGCAGCUACCUUGCUACCACAUCUUGGAGAAGAUGCACCUGGACCGCAUCAUCCGUCACAAUGAACUCACAGAGUUCCAAAACAUGUUGCAACCUCACCAGCAAGCAACCACUGCUGAUGGUUCUACAAUUUUGGAUCGUGCAGUGACAGAGCAUAAUUUACUGGCUGCAAGCAAGCUAUAUAACAAUAUUACUUUCCCGGAACUGGGUGCUCUGCUCCAGAUUUCCCCAGCCAAAGCAGAGAAGAUUGCAAGUCAGAUGAUCACAGAGGGACGAAUGAAUGGCUACAUUGAUCAGAUUGAUGGCAUCCUACACUUUGAGGCUCGUGAUGUCCUUCCCCAAUGGGACAAACAGAUCCAGUCUCUCUGUUUCCAAGUAAAUGGAAUAAUAGAAAAAAUCAACACAGCACAUCCAGAAUGGGUAGCCAAGAUCAUGGAUGAACAGAUGGUGCAGUGAAGAUAUUUCGAUAUUAAUUUUAAGUAUAAUGAAGUAAAUAAGGAAUUUCCUGUCUAUAUGUAAACUUAUUCACAUACAUAUUUACAGAUCCAUAGAAAAAAAAAAUUGUUAAUUAUUCUUCUUUGAAGUUAUUUGAGUUAUUUGUCAAUAAAUUAUCUAUCCAGUGUUAUUUCAAAAAUUAUUACACAUCCAUAGAAAAAAGUACAUUUUACUGGACUUUGUUAAUUAUUCCUCCUUUGAAGAGUUAUUUGUCAAUAAAUUAUCUGCCCAGUGUUAUUUCAAAAAAUGUUACUGAUGUAUAUUAUUUAAUAUCUUGGCCAAUGAGCAAUUGCAAGGUUUCAUUGCAGUCUUAAUAGUUUUAGACUGCAAAAAAAUAUAAUUGAGUCAGAUAUGUACCUCUCAUAUACAAUAAGCACUAUCCUUCACUAGCAGUCAGUUAUGAGUUUUGUUUUGUUUGUGAUUGACAUGGCCCAGUUGAUAAAUUAAAUCGAAAAAAUUAAAAAAAAAGUGGGAUUUCUUUCUACUAACCAGUACUGUUAUAAUGGAAUACAUUCUAGACAUUUAUGGAACUUAAAGAUUCUGUAUUCAUAAUUUUGAAUACAGUUUGCAGAACCCAGUGUCUUGUAAUGAAUCAGUGAUAGGUGAUGAACUUUGUUGAAUUCAACAUUAGUGACUGGAAUUUCUAUUUAGGUUCAUUUCUGGUUGAAGCCAAAGUUAUCAUUGUGCUGCUGGUACCAGAUUAUCCUAAAAUUGCCAGAAAAGGUCUUAACAUUCAUAACCAAAAGCCCAAACAGACAAACUCUCUACUUAACACAUGCUUAACAAUUUGAGUAGGAUUUGUUUGAGAUUUUGUAAUCUGAAAAAAAAAAAAAAAAAAAACUCAUACAAAAGUAAUUUUAAAAAAUAUUUUAACUCAACACUGUAAUCACUGUAGCUUCUGAAAAUGACUGGCUUACAUGAAAUGGCUGUGUAACUCUGUCUCUACACUUGCAAUGGUAGUUUUUUUAUCAGAGGUUAAAGAUAGUAAGAAAAAGAUGGAGUGAAAAUGCUUAAGAUAAAUUGGAAUAACUCCAGGCAGAAGUGUACCCAUCACCAAAAAACAAAUCACAUUGUUUAAGGACUUAGUCCAUGUGUGUGGUGCAUAUGGAACCCUGUAAAUUACUCCCUGCACUUUUUGAUUGAAGAGUUAAACAUAGAGUCUACAUAUUGGUUAAGGGGACCAUCUGUAUUUUUGUGGGGUAUUUUUGUGUCAGGUCCAUAGGUAUUGUUUUUUUAUGCUCAUCAAUGUGCAUAUAUUUUUUUCUUUUCUUUUUUUUCUUUUUUGUUCUUUUUAAAUCAUUACACUCUGGUAACUCCCCAGCAAAGAUAAGGGAAAGAAAUAUUUUGACAUGGUUUUAACCCUAGAAAAGCUACCCUUAUCAUUUUGUUGUUUUUCAUGCUAAUAAAUACCUCUUUCCUGCUUCAAAAUUAAGGAACCAAAUAUAUUCACAUAUAUUUCAUCAAGUCUGAAUUUUCAUCUAGUUGUUCCUUCAAUAUGAUGCUUAUGCCAUUAAUUAUAUGAGAAUUUUCUUUUAAUGUAGGAAAGUAGCAACUUUUAUUUUCCAAAGAUACAAUAGCUAGGAACUAAUUUCUAAAAAUUAAUCAUGCCGGAAAAGGAACUGUAUUGAAUUGCAGAUAGUCUCACACCCAAUUAUCACUUUCCAAAUGUUUAUUUAGAAUAAAAGAUAUUAAAGGAAA